Molecule: messenger RNA, 2920 nt
Organism: Rhipicephalus sanguineus (brown dog tick)
Lineage: Eukaryota; Metazoa; Arthropoda; Arachnida; Ixodida; Ixodidae
Exons: 8
Coding region: 150-1433 (427 amino acids)
Source: RefSeq, a predicted model, not a curated record
GAAGAACCAUCGGAGGCGGUGCGGGUUUCGCGCGCGGCUCGAUUUCUCGGGUGCGGAGACGUGGCGUCGUGCUUGUGCGUGUCGAAAAAAUCGAGGAUAAGCGAGGCGGCGUCACGUGUUGUCCUGGGUGUACACUCGUGCUUCGAGCAAUGCGUGAUUGCCCCCUUCGAUCCUGUAGCUUCACGGCUCAACUGCGAUGGACAGUGGUCAUGCUCUGCCGCGUCAUCGCACUGGCCGGGUUGAGCGAGGCUCUUCGGCUAGUGCGGAUCGACAUGCCGAGCGUCGUGAUUCGGGGUGAACCGCUCUGGCUGAACUGCUCGUUCGACCUCGAAUCGGAUGAUCUGUACUCCGUGAAAUGGUACAAGAACAACACGGAAUUCUAUCGGUACCUGCCCAGCGAAAUACCACCGGGGCAAGCGUACGACCUGCCGGGCGUCAACGUUGACGUCAGCCGAAGCUCGGCGGGCAGCUUGUUCUUGAAGAAGGCGGACCUGAAGACGGAGGGCCACUACACGUGCGAGGUGUCGGCCGACGCGCCAUCCUUCGAGACUGUCCGUACCGAAAAGGAGCUCAAGGUGUACGUGCUGCCCAGGAAGGGUCCUGCGAUUCGUGGCACUAAGCCCCACUACAGAAUCGGAGACGUGGUGAACGUCACUUGCUACGCAAGCGCGACAAAGCCACCAGCUGUCCUGAAGUGGUACAUCAACGGGGAACAGGUUCGUCCCGAAUACGAGACAGUGUACCCAAUCUUCCGCGACCGGGACCACUUGUACCACUCUUCAUUGGGCUUGACCUUCAAGGCCGAGUCCCGACACUUCGCCUAUGGCACCAUGAAGCUCAAGUGCACCGCUACGGUGUCCGGAGCGUAUUCGCUGUCCAGCGAGAAGAUCGUGGUAGCUGUGGACGCCAAGCGCACCGGGUCUGAAGACGACAAGCCUUCUAUUACUGGCGCUCAAGAGAGCUACCACGUCGGCGACUUGGUCAACGUCACCUGCAGCUACUCACGCUACGGACGCCCCGUCGACUUACAGUGGCAUCUCAACGACAAAGAGGUGUCGAACCGGUACCUGGUCCACUACCCAGUCCGGCGGUUAGAGUCCGGCCGCCAAGAGAUGUCGCUCGGUCUGCGGUUCACCGUGCGGUCCGGACACUUCGUACGCGAUGAGAUGCGCAUCAAAUGCACGGCCACGCUGCAGAACGACGGCAAGGGACCGCCUCUGGUGACGUCCUCUUCCGCCUCGCCCAGUGACAGCACUUACUCGGAAAAGGAGUUCAUGCUCGGCGGCAGCAGCAGCCACCGCUCGUCGGGUCUGCACGUCUCGAACCACUAUGAUGCUGCAGCGCUGGACAUCAACGGAUCAUCUCGACGGCUGUUUGCGGCAUGGAUCAUCCAAAGCUGUGCAGCCGCGUUGUUCGUGGUGUGUGCUCGGUGAGCACGAUGACGAGGCGAUAAGUUGUAUCCUGCUGCUGUUAUCGAGGUGUUAUCUGUCCAUCCGUUAACAUCGCUGGCGGUGUGCGAAACACCCAGCUACCACACGCGACAACUGUUUCUCGCGUUGACUUGACGUGCGAUGUGAUCAUGGACGGAAACAAUGUUGUGUAUAUUUUUCAGUGCCUUGCAAACUUCGCCGCGAAUAUUGUUGACGAACGACAAUAUUUGCCCUUGAUAUAUCUCCCGUGUUAAUAUAUUGUUCGACAGCUGCAGCAAUCGGCCGGAAGCGUAGUCUCUUACAAAAUAGUUUAAUAUGAACAGCAUUGCUAUUUGCACAUUUCAUAAUCAAACUUCAAAUCGCGGUAGUAGUUCAAGGACGUCUUAGUGCAAUGUUAAUUUGUAGCAAAAGUGCUUGUAUAGCUUGGUAUACGUAUUAAGAGCAGGGGGUUGCUCGAUGUCGCGACUGCAUAUAAUCACACACUUCUCAAAUGUAGGGGAAGUCUUUCGCACUUCGGCACGCUUGAAAAACUUAAAAGUUGUGGCUUUGCAUUAUAUUCCUCGCUAGUCUUUAAUCCCCGAAGCUCUCAGUGAAAAGGGACGCUUAUGGUAGGUAUUCUUUCUUUAAAAGCUGCUUCUUUUCGCUCAAUCCAAACACGAUCUAAUUUGUAGCGUCAGCUUUUAGUCUUGGACAGCCGAAUUCUCGAAGCCCUUGUGUUGGUAAGGGUAUUGUGGUAUAGGAUGACGUUUUUCAGCUCACGUAUGGCGAAAAUGCAAACCAUACAUAUUGCUUUAUAUUCAGAUAACGUGUCGAUAUUUAUUGGUUUUGCCUGCUCCCAGUCGCAGAAACAGAUCUUGUAACAUGUUAUCGACAUAAGCAAAAAAAAAAAAAACAAUAGGCAUGUUAAUUAAAAUUUAUAUUUUACCUGUCAGAUGCAUUACGCUGAGUAUCCACAAUUGCUUAGUCUUAGUCGAUAUGUACUUACAUCGUUUCUUUCACUUGCCGUUAUGCCUGUAUAUAUGUGCAUAAUGAUUGAACGACAGUUGUGCUGAUUGUAGCCAUCCGUUAACUACAUAGAUACGCAUCAUUUAUUAUCAAUGCAUGUGCUGCUCGUGUUUUGCGUGCCCAACUCUUUAAAAACUAAGGUUGGAAUACUAACUUUACUGAUGUUCAUGUCUUUAUUUAAAGAAGCUUGUGUAAUUUACUGGUAUCUGCAUUCUUUUGCUUUUAUCCUGCCAUCAUAAUCUUCUUCUGAAUACGGUUUUUAAGCGGAAUUUCUCAACGAAUUCGCAUUUCUCUAUUUCCGGGCAAUUUGUCCUCAUAAGCAGUAGCACAACCACGGCGCUUCGCUAUACUUGUCCUAACAUUCCUUUGCUCUAUGCUACACUUAUCACUGCAUCACAUCUGUAUCAAAGCUUCAAGAUCACACGUAAAUAAAGGAAACUACAUGAUUUCCCCAUGCUCAUAUAUGGUCUUAAAUGCCGAUGGCU